Messenger RNA from Actinia tenebrosa (Australian red waratah sea anemone), 581 nucleotides. RefSeq lists its product as uncharacterized. Lineage: Eukaryota; Metazoa; Cnidaria; Anthozoa; Actiniaria; Actiniidae. The record is from RefSeq and is a predicted model, not a curated record.
UCAUUUCGAUUCCUAUUUUUCAAUAGGCAACUCGCCUUUCGUAAUUGCUCACCGAAAAUCAAAAUAUUGCACCAAUGCCCAUGCUAUACUUAAAGCUGAGACAGUUAACCAGUCAACGAAGGAAACUGUUUUUCUACGAGGGGGGCAAAUAUCACGAAGAAACGAUGAAGUCUACUUCGAUCCUUGUCUUGUCCUUCCUUGUUGUCGCUGUAUUGGUUGCUUCGACCUUUGCUCAGAGAAGACACCGGCAUAGAUUGUGCGGUGAUCAACUCAAUCGAAUGCACAAGUUGAUUUGUAAACCACACACUGGUUUACCGGGGAGACAGCGCAGAGGUGCUGAAGGCGUGCAAGUGCAAGAUGCCAACGCCUUCUACCAGCCCAAGAAUCGCCGAGACUUACACGAAGAAUGCUGUAAGGAAGCCUGCUCUCUGCAUGAGAUCUACGAACAUUGGAUUGGCUUUUAAUUAAGAAUAACUUUGACUAAAUAUCCGCCGGAUGGAAGCAUGGAAUAAAAGUGGGAAUGGAUAUUUGCUUUUGAUUAUCAGCACUAUAUCUAUUUGAAUAAAUAACUGAAAACUUUU